Molecule: messenger RNA, 699 nt
Organism: Knipowitschia caucasica
Lineage: Eukaryota; Metazoa; Chordata; Actinopteri; Gobiiformes; Gobiidae
Source: the annotation of a GenBank genome assembly
AUGGUCCUUGAGAGCCCCAAGCUCUCCACCCGCUUCCUCAGUCUCGCACCUGUGUCCUCCCUCAGUCUCGCACCCGAGUCCUCCCUCAGUCUCGCACCCGAGUCCUCCCUCAGUCUCGCACCUGAGUCCUCCCUCAGUCUCGCACCUGAGUCCUCCCUCAGUCUCGCACCUGAGUCCUCCCUCAGUCUCGCACCUGAGUCCUCCCUCAGUCUCGCACCUAGGUCCUCCCUCAGUCUCGCACCUAGGUCCUCCCUCAGUCUCGCACCUGUGUCCUCCCUCAGUCUCGCACCUGAGUCCUCCCUCAGUCUCGCACCUAGGUCCUCCCUCAGUCUCGCACCUGAGUCCUCCCUCAGUCUCGCACCUAGGUCCUCCCUCAGUCUCGCACCUAGGUCCUCCCUCAGUCUCGCACCUGAGUCCUCCCUCAGUCUCGCACCUAGGUCCUCCCUCAGUCUCGCACCUGUGUCCUCCCUCAGUCUCGCACCUGAGUCCUCCCUCAGUCUCGCACCUGAGUCCUCCCUCAGUCUCGCACCUGAGUCCUUCCUCAGUCUCGCACCUGAGUCCUCCCUCAGUCUCGCACCUGAGUCCUCCCUCAGUCUCGCACCUGAGUCCUCCCUCAGUCUCGCACCUGAGUCCUUCCUCAGUCUCGCACCUGAGUCCUCCCUCAGUCUCGCACCUGAGUCUUCCCUCAGCUGCAUUUAA